AUGAGCCCUUCGCCAGUGGUCAACGUUGUGCGCUAUUCGGCCCUCGUAGGCGGCAUCGGCUACGGAAUCCUGCAUCGCAGGACUCUUCAAGGAGUCGAGGACAAGAACUUUGCACAGGCAGAGUGGAAGAGGAAGGAGAACCUGAUCAAGGAGGCAAAGGAGGCGUACAAGAACCGACUGGUGCAGAAUGUUGCCGCGAUGCAGAGUGAUGUCGUUUCAGACCCGGACUCGCCGAACUUUGACCUAGAGAAGCUGAUCAACUCGUUGGAUCACUAG
Messenger RNA from Microstroma glucosiphilum, 276 nucleotides. RefSeq lists its product as hypothetical. Gene Ontology annotation, molecular function: proton transmembrane transporter activity. NCBI's taxonomy places the organism in Eukaryota, Fungi, Basidiomycota, Exobasidiomycetes, Microstromatales, Microstromataceae. The record is from RefSeq and is a predicted model, not a curated record. The coding region runs from base 1 to 276 and encodes 91 amino acids. Gene Ontology annotation, biological process: proton motive force-driven ATP synthesis. The transcript has 3 exons.